Molecule: messenger RNA, 819 nt
Organism: Saccostrea cuccullata (small rock oyster)
Lineage: Eukaryota; Metazoa; Mollusca; Bivalvia; Ostreida; Ostreidae
Exons: 4
Source: RefSeq, a predicted model, not a curated record
UCAGUGGAAGAGAUCACUACACUAUGUGUUCAUGAGGGUAUUUUUCCAAACCGAAUUCUUUCUGUGCCUUUGAAAACAUAACGAGGAGUUUGUGAUUUUAGAACAUUUCACCAUAUAAGAAUACGAUGUCGUUAUCGAAGUACACAUCGACACCAGAGACGACAAACACUGCUCGGCUGGCGAGGCUCAUACUGGGACCCUGUACUGAUGUAUUACGUGAAAUUCUUAAAAAGGAAAUUCCACCGUCUGAUUUAUCCAAGAAAGUCAAAGAAUGGACUGAUGAUUUAAAGAAAAACAAAAAACGCAACCCUUUUAAUCCAUCACAAAAUGACAUCAUUUUCCCCACACCGACAAAUCAGUAUAAGGGAGACUAUUCAGACCUUGAUAUAUCUAUCUUGUACAUCAUUCUUCGGAAUGUCAGUAAAAUACCUCCACAUUCUAAAGGUUGGGGCGAGAAUCCAGACCCCGCUGAUAGAAUUGUCGCCGCAAAUAUCGAACGGAUUCGUCUUCUUCGGAACAAAUACCAAGGCCAUUCUGCCGAUAUAUUUCUUUCCGACUCAGAGUUUAGUCAGGAAUGGCGGAACAUCCGGGGCAUCAUUGUUGAAUUAGAGCGCCAUCUAGGGACGUCUACUGUCUACCAGGAGUCUGUGAAGGAAAUUAAAACAUGUUCCAUGGAUCCUGAACAUGAGCAUAAAUACAUAAACCGACUUGGGGUUGUUGAUGACCUACAUUCAUCUGUGUCUAGAUUUUCAGAGAAGCUGAGUGACAUGGAAAAGAAACUAAGUUUGCGCAUCGAUCCAAAACUUGAAAAAGAAAUAG